AGAUCUCUCCACUUUCAGUCCUGUCUCGUGUGCCAGCUCUCCUCCUCUCCUCUCCUCUCCUCUCCUCUCUGUGCUUUCAGAGCAGAGCGCACCUUUUUUUCCAGCUCCGUCGGUCUCCGCUCUCCUUGGUGCGUACUGCGGACCUUCAACGGACACCAGCGGAGAGACACCCGACGACAUUCAUCCCGGCAAAGUGCCAGGCAGCUGCUCAGUUCAUGGAUUGUCGCCGGCUCGAUAAACUGAACAGGGAAAUAGUUUCUCAUUCUCCAAGACUUUGACUGUCUCUGGGCACAUCGCGACCUUUACGCGUGAACUUUUACAAGCGUAAAAAUGUUCUUUCACCGUGUGUUUCUCUGUGGAAGCGUCAGGAUGAAGUGGACGGACACGUUGCUUCACUUGGGUCUCUUCCUGCAGCUGGCGGUUCGAGAUGCGACGGAAGCCAUCCACCCAGACUGCGCUCUGGUGGUUCAGCACAUGAAGGCUCAGGAAGAAUGCGACCAGAUCCUCAGGCAAGAGGAGAACAACCACUCUGCCAAGACAGGCUGUCCGACAGCUUGGGAUGACAUUCGGUGCUGGCAUCGUGCUGAAGUUGGACAGGUGAUCAGCGUCUCGUGUGCCAACGUCUCCCAGUUGUUUGCUAAUAACCAAGGUUACAUCUAUAGGAACUGCACUGAAGAAGGAUGGUCUGAUCUCUACCCAUCCUAUGAGGAGGCCUGCGAAUUUGCAGAGGAUGAAGAGACAGAACCAGAGACAACAUAUUUCUCCAACUUCAAACAGGUGUACACUGCUGGCUACGCCACCUCCCUUAUCUCUCUUAUUUCAGCUAUUUUUGUCUUCACUGUCUUCAGGAAGUUUCACUGCACCAGGAAUUACAUCCACAUCAACCUGUUCUUCUCCUUCAUCCUGAGAGCGAGUGCUGUCUUCAUCAAAGACGGAGUCCUUUUUUCUGAUGAAAACCUGGACCACUGCUUCAUGUCUACGGCAUCCUGUAAAUCAGCCGUGGCCUUCUUCCAGUUCAGUAUUCUGGCAAACUACUUCUGGCUGCUGGUGGAGGGCAUGUACCUGCAGACGCUGCUUGCUCUCACCUUUGUGUUCCAGAAAAAGUACUUCUGGUGGUACAUACUCAUCGGCUGGGGUCUCCCAACUACAAUCAUAACAGCCUGGAUUCUCACUCGAAGCUUCUACAAUAACACAGGGUGCUGGGAUGACACAGAUGUGGCCUUUGUGUGGUGGAUCAUAAAAGGUCCAAUAACUGCAUCACUACUGGUGAACUUCAUCAUCUUCAUCAAUGUAAUCCGUAUUCUGGUCCAGAAGCUGAGAUCUCCUGGUGUUGGUGGAAAUGACACCAGUCAUUUUAAGAGAUUGGCCAAAUCCACUCUGCUGCUCAUCCCUCUGUUUGGGAUGCACUACAUGGUGUUUGCCUUAAUGCCAGAACAAACAGCAACAGAGGCCCGACUCUUCAUAGAGCUCGCUCUGGGAUCUUUUCAGGGAUUUGUUGUGGCCCUGCUCUACUGUUUCCUGAAUGGAGAGGUGCAGGCUGAGCUGAAGAAGAGGUUUUGGAAAUGGCAGACUCAGAGUUACCUGAGCUACAGUAAACGACGGCGCACACUGUUCACUGAAAGCAGCACAGUCACUCAGAUAUCUGUUCUGGACAAAUCCAGCCCCAAAGAUCAGCCGGUCUCAGACACACUCGCCCUCACACGCAGCCACACACCCAACAACGUGUCUGCCGUCUGAGACACAGCGCUGAUAGUCAUGUCCUUCACUGAAACAUCUUCAUGGUAUCUGGACAUUGUCCUGAACAGAAACACCAGAGCCUGUCUUUAAGGUACCUCUUAACUGUGUAUGAUGGGAUUUUUUCAUAACUUUGUGUGAUGUCUAAACUUCCUGUACAGUAGGUCUAACUCAAACAUGAAACUUUCCCCAACAGCGACAUUGGUCAUAGUGUUUUAGAAAGAGAGGUCAUAUCUUUUCUGUUUAUGCUCUGUGGCUCCUCGUCCACAUUUGACUCACAGACACCCAGUUGUUUCUCCUCUUUCUCGGAGCAUUAUUAUAGAUAUUUAAUAUUAUUUAUAUAUUUACACUACUCUUCAAAAGGUUGGGGUCACCAAGGCAAUUUCAUGUUUUCCAUGAAAACUCUCACUUUUAUUCAUGUGCUAACAUAACUGAACAAGGGUUUUCUAAUCAUCAAUGAGCCUUUCAACACCAUUAGCUAACACAAUGUAGCAUUAGAACACAGGAGUGAUGGUUGCUGGAAAUGUUCCUCUGUACCCCUAUGGAGAUAUUCCAUUAAAAAUCAGACAUUUCCAGCUAGAAUAGUCAUUUACCACAUUAACUAUGUCUACACUGUAUUUCUGAUGAUCUAGUGUUGUCUUCAUUGAAAAAAAUGCUUUUCUUUAAAAAGUAAGGACAUUUCUAAGUGACCACAAACUUUUGAACGGUAGUGUAUAUAUUUUAAUGAAAAAUAAAUGAUCAUCCCUGUUAAAAAGUAAGAACUAUAAAUUAUUAAUUGUGUUGAAGUUCUCCUGAACUCUCAACUGUUGUGUUGUUAUUAAUUGCUUAGAAGUUUCUCAUAAAGGAAAAUGAGCAUCAUCAUAAUAGAUUUUUAUUACUUGAGGUCUGAAACAGCCACCAGAGAAUCAGUGCUCAGAAUGAACGGGAGCAUGAGAGGUGAGUCAGAAACUGAGAUGAGAUUAAUUAGAGGAGAAUCUCAAUCAUUGUUCAGAAAAAUGUCUGACUUCCACCACUGGCUCUGUUAUCUUAGUGUCUCACAAAGCUGCAUUUUCUUGACUGAAUUUAGUGUGGGAAGAAAAACAAGUAGAAACAAUAUAUGUGUGUGUAUGAGGUCACCUAUACUGGUGGUUUGUUCACGUUCUUCUUUAUGCUGUUGUUAGAUGUCUGAUCUGCAGUGAUCAUGACUCAUACACAAGCAACUGUAUUAACCAACAGUCUUUACCAAAGCAGCAUUCUGUAGAGAAAAUCAUUGUUUUUCAUUAUUACAUCAUCUGACAAAAUGAAAAAAGUCUGUUGGCUGCAGCUGUGCUGUGAGCUGCGUUCAGUUAUACUGACAUUUAAAAUGAGUGAUGACAGAUAAAGUGAGACAUAAAGGAUCGUCAUAUUCAAGUACAGCUAACAAGCAUCCAGACAAGCUGUACACCCAUAUUUAAUUGGCUGUAAAACAGAAAAAAGUCUGCACAACUCUGAAGUAUAUUAGAAAUACAGCUGUUGAAGAACCAAAGCUCAAGUCUGGAAAUGUUUCUGGUAGAUCCUGAAACAGUGAUGGAGCUGGAGUUCAAACUCAGAACAAUGCACCUUUGGUUGCUAAACUUUAAAACUAAUUCAAACACAGAAUAUCCUGCAAGUUUAGUAGCAUCUUUGUAACUUCCAUGUCUUCACAACUCUCCAACAUCUUUUUCUGAAGUCAUUUUUUCAGCUUUGAACUAGUAGUUAGAAACAAUGGGACAUAACCUUAUACACUAUGAUAUCUGUAUAAUCUGAUUGAUUGAUUGAUUGAUUGAUUGAUUGAUUGAUUGAUUGAUUGAUUGAUUGAUUGAUUGAUUGAUUGAUUGAUUAUUAAGGUUUUUAUACAACCAACAUACACAUGAACAUUCAAAGUUUGUUUCCCCAACUUACCGUUUUUCCACAUUUCCAAGGAAAGUGACAGAAGCUAAAUGUUCAAAGGAGGGAUGACAGAGAGGGUUUGUUACAAAAGAAGAAAUAAGAAACAUACAAAACUUUAGUCAGGUACCAGGGAAACUGAAGAGAAGUCUUCAAGAAAUGUUUUCAGUCAGGAAUGUUGUAAUUAUUCUUUCAUAUCGACUGAUUUUGACCAUGUUUCAUGCUGUCCAGACACUAAGACAAUGAAAGAAGCGGCAGCAGCUGAUCAGUCGUGUACGCUGAAUGUUCAUUACUUUAUCUUAUAACUCAAAAUUGUUUCCACCCACCCCCAAGUUACAUUCACUGUUCUCCGAAAAAGUUAAAAACCACUGCCUAGAAAACUUUUCUUUUCUUUUGCAUUUUACAUAAAUUUUUUCUACUGUAAAAUGUAUAUAAAAAAUAUAUUGUGGAAAAACUAACCCUUGACUUUGAAUGAGGUUAAAUUUCUAUAGCACAGAAGCCUUAGUUUCCACUUUCACUUCAGCUUUCUGCUCAUAUUUUGCACAAAGCUUCUUGACUAACUUCAGAACACUUUACUGCGAAUACCACAAAAAUAUAAAGCUUUAAGUAGCACAACAUCUGAGAUCUGAGUAAUAUGACAAGGCACUGCAUUUGACUAAAUUAAGUCUGGUGUAAAAUUUCUCUAAAAUACUAGUUUGACAUAAUUUUGUGAAACUCCAGGUCUUGGCAGCAGAGGGAAUGCACCACAGUUUCAGCAUUAUUGGUUCUCAUAAGCCAUCAGUACAAUUAUCCAGACAAUUAUUUACCAAUCUGCAAGCAACAUAGCCCCCAAAAACACACUUUUCACAAGACAUCAUCGCACAGUAUUUUGUGAAAAAUGAACUCAAAAAUAUAAACUGCUCCUCAGUUUUCCCUAUUUGUGUUAAACAUUUGCGUUAACUUUGUCUGAUAAAUUAGUGGCCAUCAUACCUGGACUUUGCUGAGUGUGACAUUCAUGUUAUUAUUGCUGUUGCUGAUUGAGGGCCUCUUGGUUUCUUGAGUUGGGCAUUCCAGUGUGAUCAUGUCAGAGAUAUAAGUUUAUAAAGAACAUUUUUUCAUAUAGGGGAACCUGCCCAUGUUGUCAUCAGGGGCCCUGCAUGCAACAUGUUGCACAGUGCACUAGCGCACAUCUGGAGCACUAGACUGUAAACGCUAUUUACCUGUCUGAUUACUGUCUCUGUCUAUGUGCAAAUGUAAAUACACCCGACCUAAAGUUUACAUGUAUUUUAUGACGUUGCAGUUUGUGAAGUUGAUUUCUACAAUAACCACAAUAAAUGGCCUUGUUAUUGUAAAAAUAGAGUAAAUAAUAGUUUUAACAACAUUACAAAUUACUAUGUUUGUGUUUACAAUCAACAUAUUUUUGGUAAAAUACAUCUAGAUAGGUUUUAUUCUUAUAUGUAAUAUUUUAAAAUGUAGAGAACAUGUUACUGUGUUUUUAUUUGUUAGCAUUAUUUAGUGAAGCCCAGGUCUUAAUUGCUAUGCUAAUGCUAAUACUGAUCCAAAACUUGUUUUCCUCUGAUGAAUAAUUUUGAUAGAGCUGCUGUUCAGUUGAUGUAUCUUUACUGUGAUCUACUAUUCUUGUCUGUAUUUGGCAUCAAAGGCAUUUCAUAUGUAUGUACAGUAUUGUCCCUGGAAAGAAAAAUAGCAUAACUUAGCUACUGAUCACUACAGUGCCUUUCUCAUACAGUAUAUCUGAGUGUUUCUCUGCAGUUUAGGUGCAUUGAACUUUCAGCAGGUUUGCAUUCUGAACCUCUUUACCUUAGUCAUGUACUUGAGAUCGUGACAGCACGUGCUUUGCUGAGCAACAUAGAUGUGCUUCUGUGUUGUGUCAUUACAAACGAAUAUUCUGCUUAAAAGGCAAAACAAAGUUUUAGUGCGAUUUAAAAUUGUUCAGUGAGGAGGUGAUGGUUAUUAUUAACUGUUGUGAUCCAAUGUUUUUGAAAGAAAGCUUUUCAUGUUGUCUGGAUUACAUUCGUUUUCAGUCUCAGUGGGGACAAUGAAAGUGUCAUUUCUUUUUGUUGCUUUAAAGCAUGAUGUGAAUGUUUCCCUUACAGGAUGCAGUUUACUACAUGAGAAAAAGUUUCUGGUUUGGAGUUUGCUUUAUUGGGCUGGGGGCACAUUAAAGGUUUAGGUUGGCGA
This is a messenger RNA of Acanthochromis polyacanthus (spiny chromis), 5796 nucleotides long. Its product is annotated as pituitary adenylate cyclase-activating polypeptide type I receptor-like. Lineage: Eukaryota; Metazoa; Chordata; Actinopteri; Pomacentridae. The record is from RefSeq and is a predicted model, not a curated record. The coding region runs from base 331 to 1737 and encodes 468 amino acids. The transcript is spliced from 13 exons. Gene Ontology annotation, biological process: cell surface receptor signaling pathway; adenylate cyclase-modulating G protein-coupled receptor signaling pathway. Gene Ontology annotation, cellular component: plasma membrane. Gene Ontology annotation, molecular function: G protein-coupled peptide receptor activity; peptide hormone binding; vasoactive intestinal polypeptide receptor activity.